AUGUCUGCCGAGAGAGAGAGAGAGAGACGGAUCCUUACCGACGGCAACGGCCCGGCUGUCCCGGGAAGUCGGGGCUCUUUCUUCCACCCCCAGAGAGGGAACAAAGGCGUCCACCGCCCUCCCCCAGCUCAGCGCGGCCGCGGCGAGCAGUACCCGCGGGGCGCCGCGGCCCCAAGCCGCCCCGGCCCUGACGGCGAGAAUGGCAGCAGGGGAGCAGCAGCGGGCAGCGUGCCGCGGCUGUUACAGCGGCUCGGCACAGCGGUUCGCCCCGCCCCGGGGAGCUGCCGGCGGGCGUUGCCCGCUCUUUCAGGCAGGGAGGCUCGGCCCGGCCCGGCGGCUACCUCGCUUUCUCCGGGCCGGGCCGGGCCAGGUCGGGCGGCAGACCAGGUCCGAGCAGCGGCGGUCACCGCGGAGGCCCCGGCCCAGCCCGGCCGCACGCGUGCGGGAGCCGCCCUCCUCCGCAGCCGGUUCGUGAAAUACCCGUUUCCCUGUAGCGAGCACGUACCCGCCAAGAAAGAAGAAAAGAAAAGACACAAGUCAUCUUCCUCGUCCAGUGACUCGGAAAGUUCAAGUGAUUCAGAAUCAUCUUCUGAUUCAUCAUCGGAUUCUGAGAGUGCUUCAGAAGAGAAAUCUAAAAAACGAAAAAAGAAACACAAGAAAAAUUCCAAGAAACAUAAGAAAGAAAAGAAAAAGAGAAAGAAAAGCAAGAAAAGCUCAUCUAGUGAAAGUGAAGAUGAAAACCCUGAAGCACAGCCAUUAUCUACUGUCCGUCCUGAAGAAAUUCCUCCUGUACCUGAAAACCGGUUCCUGAUGAGAAAAAGUCCUCCUAAAGUAGAUGAGAAAGAAAAAGAGAGGAAAAGCAGAGAAAAGGAAAGAGAAAGUAAUCUAUCAAAUUCACAGUCAACAUACCAGAGGAGGCUGUUAGUGACCAGAUCUGGAAGGAAAAUAAAAGGAAGAGGACCAAGGCGUUACCGGACACCUUCCAGAUCCAGGUCAAGAGAUCGAUUCCGACGCAGUGAAACUCCUCCACAUUGGAGGCAAGAAAUGCAAAGAGCUCAAAGAAUGAGAGUGUCUAGUGGAGAAAGAUGGAUUAAAGGGGACAAGAGUGAAAUAAAUGAAAACAAGAAAGAUAAUCAAAAAAGCCCAGGAAGAGGAAAAGAGAGAAAAAUAUCAGACCACAGACAAGUUUCUGAAAGUCCAAGCAGAAGAGGGGAAAAAGAGAAGAAAAAAGAUCACAAAUCCAGCAGUAAAGACAGGGAGACAAGAAGGAAUUCAGAAAAAGAUGACAAGCAUAACAAAAGCAAGGCCAAGAAAAGAGCUAAAUCUAGAAGCCAUAGUAAAAGCCGAGAGAAAUCAAAAAGUAAAGAGAGAGACUCUAAGCACAGUAGACACGAUGAAAAGAGAAUAAGAUCAAGAAGCAAAGAGAGAGACCAUGAGAAAGGUAGAGAAAAAGAAAAGCGCUAUGAUUCUAGAGGGAGAGAUAAAGAAAGAAGUAGGAGCAAGGAGAGAAGUAAAAGGGCAGGCUCAAGAAGUAAUGAACAAGACCAUAGGAAGAGUAAAGACAGAGAGAAACGUAAGUCAAGAAGCAAAGAGCGUGAGCAUGCUAGAGGAAAACAUAGUUCCAGCAGUAGAACAAGGGAUCGAAGCAAAAGCCGAGAUAGGGGUAGGAGAGGAAGAUCGAGAAGCAGAGACAGAGAUCGCAGUAGAAGUAAAGACUAUUCAAGGAAUAGAGCUAGAGAAACAAGAAGAAGAGGAAGAUCAAGAAGCAGAGAAAGGAGAGGUACACCAGAUAAAUACAGAGGAAGAGAAAAUAGGAGGAGGAGAGAAUCAAGGAGCUCAGAGAGGGAGGAAAGUCAAAGCAGAAACAGAGAGAGAUAUUCAAAUAGAGAAAGUAGAAGCUCAUAUAAGAGGAAUGAUACUGAAAGCCAAAGGAAAAGGCGUUCAAAAAGCCGUGAAAGUAGCAGUCCUGAAUCCAGUAAAGAUAAGAAGGCUAGUAGAGAUCAGGAUAGAAGUCCAGACUCAAAAAAGAGACCAAGUAGCAAAGAGAGAGAAUCGAAAAAAUCAUAUUCACGCAGCAGUAAAGAAAAGGAAAAGACCAGAUCCUCAGCAGAAAAAGAAAUAAACCAAAAAUCAGAGAGUCAGGAAAGAGAUCAUGCCCCUAGUAAGGAUAAAAAGUCUGAUCAUGAAACAAGUCCUGGAACAGAUGACGACAGGCACGGAUGAGUUUGUGGACUUAAUGUUUCCGUUGUCUCAAAGUUUUAGAGACAUUUUGGGGAACGCCUUUUUUUAAGAUGUGGACUUCAGUUUGGUCUUUUGAUAAUCUAAAACCUGGAUCAUUUGUACUGCUAAAGUUUUAAUAAACUUGAAAUGAAAAACGAA
This is a messenger RNA of Gymnogyps californianus (California condor), 2379 nucleotides long. Its product is annotated as peptidyl-prolyl cis-trans isomerase G-like. NCBI's taxonomy places the organism in Eukaryota, Metazoa, Chordata, Aves, Accipitriformes, Cathartidae. The transcript is spliced from 6 exons. The record is from RefSeq and is a predicted model, not a curated record. The coding region runs from base 1 to 2223 and encodes 740 amino acids.